AUGGGCAAGUCUAAAAAAUUUAUCCACGUUGGCCAAGACGCACCGCACCAGCCUGAUGUGGAAAGCGAAACCAGCUACAGCUUUCCGGAACAAUUCAAGCGCCAGGUGAAAGUCAACAUCCAGAGCUUGUCCGAUGACGAGAUCGUGUUCGACCUGAUUGGCGUCGACGCCGCCAUCGCCAACGCGUUGCGUCGUAUCCUACUGGCCGAGGUACCAACUAUGGCCAUUGAGCACGUAUAUAUCUGGAACAACUCGUCGAUCAUACAGGACGAAGUGUUAGCCCAUCGACUUGGCCUUGUACCGCUCAACGUGGAUCCACGCGAAUUUCAAGCCUUUUCAGCUAACGAAGAGGCUGAAGCUACGGACGAAAACACAAUUGUCUUCAAGCUUGAUGUCACGUGUAAAUUUGAUCCUGAUCAUCCGAAGGAUCCAACGAAAGCCUUAUGCUCUUCCGUGUACUCGCGUGACCUUGAGUGGGUUCCGCAGGGAAACCAAGAAGAGCGCUUUGGGUUGAUCCGGCCCGUGAGCGAGGACAUACUGAUCGCAAAGCUACGUCCAGGUCAAAGCAUCGCACUAGAGGCUCAUUGCCGCAAGGGUGUGGGCAAGGACCAUGCAAAAUUCUCACCCGUGGCCACCGCUUCGUACCGCUUGAUGCCGCAGGUUGAGCUACUGGAGAAGGUGGAGGGUAUUGAUGCGAAGCGUUUAGUGGGUGAGUGCCAAGUGGGAGUUUUUGAUAUUGAAGACCUCAGUGGUGUUCCGAACGCCGUGGUGAAGGACCAGCGCUCGUGCACAAUGUGCCGGAAUUGUAUCAGCGAGCCCAGAUGGAACGAAAAAAUUCGUCUUGGACGUCAAAGCGACCACUUUAUCUUCAGCAUCGAGUCUGUGGGCAUGAUCAAGCCUGAAGAGCUGUUGCUUGAGGCUCUCGGUGUGCUGGAAGAGAAGUGCAAUAUUGCAUUAGAGUCAUUUACGUUGGCCGACGAAGAACGGGUUGGAGAAGAUGAGGAAGAAGACGAGUAG
Hyaloperonospora brassicae is the source of this 1017-nucleotide messenger RNA. The record is from the annotation of a GenBank genome assembly. Lineage: Eukaryota; Oomycota; Peronosporomycetes; Peronosporales; Peronosporaceae.